Messenger RNA from Aspergillus candidus, 1560 nucleotides. RefSeq names its product N-terminal nucleophile aminohydrolase. NCBI's taxonomy places the organism in Eukaryota, Fungi, Ascomycota, Eurotiomycetes, Eurotiales, Aspergillaceae. Bases 1 to 1560 code for a protein of 519 amino acids. Gene Ontology annotation, biological process: protein maturation. Gene Ontology annotation, molecular function: threonine-type endopeptidase activity. The record is from RefSeq and is a predicted model, not a curated record. The transcript is spliced from 6 exons.
AUGAGCCAUCCCAGGUCAAAUCAUGUAUCCGCCAUCUUCGUCCAUGCCGGAGCCGGGUUCCACAGUCUACACAACGAGAGAGCCCAUCUAGAAACCUGUGAGAGUGCCGUGAGAAUCGCGAUGGGAAUACUCCGAAAUGGAGGCUCUGCAGUUGACGCAGUCGAGUCGGCCGUUAUGCUGUUGGAAGACGCCGAGAUCACAAAUGCGGGCUACGGUAGCAAUAUGACCUUGAACGGCACGGUGGAAUGCGACGCCACCAUCAUUGAUCAUCUAGGCCGAAGCGGCGCUGCUGGAGCCGUUCCUCAGGUCAAAAACCCGGUUUCGCUCGCCCGGGUAAUCUAUGAGCAUUCCAGCAAGCCGCUGUCGUUACAGAGAGUCCCUCCGAACUUCCUGGUAGGACAAGGGGCUACUGACUUCGCUUAUGAACACGGGCUAGUGGUUCUUCCUCAUGAUGCUCUUAUAUCUCCUACUGCACAAGAAAGGUGGAACCGCUGGCAAAAAGACCUGGAGGCGGCGGAAGCGAAGCUGAGACAACAAAACCUCGCCCAAUAUCCCAACGACCAGCUCGCUUCAUUUUAUCGUCGACCCGUCAAUGAUCAUUCGGCCCAUUUACUGGCAACCCCCUCGAGUGACCGGCCCAGCUCAGUGGCUAGCUCUCCUCUGGCCCAUCACACACACGACACGCAGACCGUCUCCAGCAACAGCUCCCUGUCCAAUCAUGUGAAUACUUCACCUUUGAGCUCACGAUCGCACAAGACCGGGGACGGUGAGUAUGUCGACGGUGCCACCCCGCACAGAUCGCCGUCAUCAAGCCACCGGGGUCAGGCACCGGAUACGCGGGCGUCACGCUCGGAGAGCCCUUCCGGCCACAACACUCGGUCUGGACCGGCAACUGCAAACAACGCACCUCAUGGUGGAUACCCCCGCUGUGAUGGUCAUGUUCCCUGCGAAGCAGAUAUUGAUCGGAUCAAUGAUACCGUUGGCGCAAUCGCAGUGGAUAGCAACGGGAAUAUUGCAGCAGCAUCGUCCUCCGGGGGCAUUGGAAUGAAGCACAGGGGUCGGAUCGGCCCAGCAGCACUCGUGGGUAUCGGGACCAGCGUAAUCCCUGUGGAUCCCAGUGACCCCGAGAAGACGUGUGUCGCGACAGUCACCUCAGGGACUGGCGAGCACAUUGCAACCACCAUAGCUGCCCAGACAUGCGCCGCACGUGUUUACUACAGCCAGCGAAAAUGCAAAGACGGCUCAUAUGAGGAGGUCACAGAAGACGAGGCCAUCAGUGCCAUGAUUCAAAAUGACUUCAUGCGUCAUCCCGGAGUCAAAGACAGCCCUUGUCAAGGCGCAAUCGGAGUCAUGUCGGUCAAGAAGACCGCCGACGCGAUGUUCUUGUACUUUGCUCAUAACACCGACUCUUUCGCCCUCGCCUCUAUGAGCUGUGAGGACAAGAAGCCAACGUCGGUCAUGUCCCGUAGCCGUGGAAAUGGAACUGUCGCCCAAGGCGGUCGCGUCUACCGACGCAGAAGGCACAGAGUUCCAGAUGCAACCGCAGGGUCCCAUUCGUGA